Messenger RNA from Williopsis jadinii, 630 nucleotides. RefSeq names its product mitochondrial 54S ribosomal protein uL14m (gene MRPL38). Gene Ontology annotation, cellular component: mitochondrial large ribosomal subunit; ribosome. Lineage: Eukaryota; Fungi; Ascomycota; Saccharomycetes; Phaffomycetales; Wickerhamomycetaceae. The transcript has a single exon. Bases 134 to 532 code for a protein of 132 amino acids. Gene Ontology annotation, biological process: translation. Gene Ontology annotation, molecular function: structural constituent of ribosome; large ribosomal subunit rRNA binding. The record is from RefSeq and is a predicted model, not a curated record.
GGUGUUUUCUUGCAGCUUUGUGGUGUUUCUGAUCGAGAUGUCCGGUUUUUUCGUUUUUUUUUCAACACUUCUUCGAGGACGUAACAUACAAAGGAAGGGUAGUAUUAACGAAUCUUGGAAGGGGGAAUCAAGGAUGCUUUAUCUCAAGUCCAUGCUUAAGGUGAUCGACAACUCCGGUGCGCUCAUGGCGGAGUGCAUCAAGGUGAUGGGCAAGUCGCCAAAGAACUAUGCGUCUGUUGGUGAUGAAAUCGUGUGUGUCAUCAAGAAGGCCCGUCCGAUCAGUGCGCAAAUCACCGGUGCUUCUGCUUCGAACCGUGUUAAGAAGGGUGAUGUAGUACACGCAGUUGUCGUUAGAACCAAACAGCCGAUCCUCAGACCGGAUGGCUCCACCAUUAGAUUUGACGACAACGCAUGUGUCUUGAUAAAUAAGAACUCUGAGCCUAUCGGUUCCAGAAUCUCCAGUGUGGUGAGUAGGGAGCUGAAGGAGAAGAACUUCAACAAGAUCGUUGCAAUGGCUCCAAAGGCCAUCUGAAUCGCACAACGAGCGCUAAGCAUACAUAACAUUAAUAUACAUUACCCUUGUACAUAUUGGAAUCAAAUGUUUCUCUUCCAUUUAGCCUCGAUCGUACG